AUGCAAUCUCUGCUAGGGGUAGAAGAGAUGGCCACAUCGAUACCGGGAGGGCAAGUGUGUUUCUCUCAUUGCAAGUCCUCCUCGUGCCUUGCAGGGGAGGAGGGAGGGAGGAGGAGGGGGUUAGCAGAAUCGUUGCCGCCUUUUCAACGAGUCCCAGAUGACCAAACUAGGCAAGUAUCUUUCGAAAUCCGAUCCAGGAUGGUUUCGAGUAUGCGUGGAGACAGACUCAUUCGUAGACCUAAUCAUGAGUAA
Messenger RNA from Nezara viridula (southern green stink bug), 252 nucleotides. The record is from the annotation of a GenBank genome assembly. NCBI's taxonomy places the organism in Eukaryota, Metazoa, Arthropoda, Insecta, Hemiptera, Pentatomidae.